Messenger RNA from Colletotrichum godetiae, 813 nucleotides. RefSeq lists its product as uncharacterized. The transcript has 2 exons. Bases 30 to 473 code for a protein of 147 amino acids. Lineage: Eukaryota; Fungi; Ascomycota; Sordariomycetes; Glomerellales; Glomerellaceae. The record is from RefSeq and is a predicted model, not a curated record.
ACCAGAGUCAUACCAGUAUUCUUGAAAACAUGGGCGCUGCAAUCUCCACCUUUGUUGCUAGCCUCGAUAACCAAGAGGAGAAGAAAAAGACAGCCAAUGACGCCCUGAACUCCCUCAAGGCACUGUGUGAUACCAAAGGCAAUGCCUUCUACUCGAGUAUCGUGUCCGACACGGCCAGUGCUGGGGCUAAGUUGUUACCGGUCGACAAGAUUACAGCCUCCGACUUCCAGACGUACUGCAACUUCUCGAAGGGCGCCGAGAAAACUGGGGACGAAAUCAAUGCUGCCAUCGGAAGCUUUGUGAAGGGCGAAAUUAUGAAAGGCCUCGCCACGACGAUCAACUCGGCCAUUAAUAAGCUUAUUGGGUCAGUCACCGGCAACAUGAGCGAGCACAAAGGCUACGCGAUUGCUGUUGGUCCGCUUGGAGGCGUCUGUAUGUUUUCUGUCGAUGAUUUCAAGGAGCAACUAAGCUGACGAUGAUUAGAUUGAGUGGACUGCUUGCUAUUCUAUUACAAGUUCACUUCAAAUGCAAUGACCUCAGUAUGCCAAGAAAUGUUGUUACAAAGCUGGGUGAUUUCAUCAGUUAAUCUAUCAGAACUCAACAGAAACACUCUCAACAUUGUUCUUCAGCAAAGUUACUCUGUCAAGUAACAUGAAGGUGACGAUGGAUUCAGGACACGCCUGGAAAAAAUCAAGAAUCAGGUCGUUGCAGAAAUGGAGAAGGACGAAUUGAGGCUCGAGGUGAUGAGGAAGAAGGCCGCCACGAUUGUUACCAAGUAAGGUGAUUGUGAAUGGCCGGGGGUAGAUUCCAAUC